CAUACAAUCUAUGGAGCAAAGAGAAGAAUCAGGUCCCCAGRUUUUUCCUGCUGAGUGCUCUGUGGGUGAAAGAAAAGCCCAUGAACUUCUGCCAUGCAGUAGAGCAGAGGGAGGCAAGGCCAGGGGCAGCAUGAGCAGAGCACUAUGUCUCCACCAGGGCAGCUGCUGACAUCUCUGCAGAGCUGUCCCCUCCAGGGCCACACUGAGAAGCUGCAGCAGGUUGAGAGGAAAGCGAAGAAAAACAGCAAAGAACCAGGAAAGACUCAAGGGAAAAGGUCUUGAGUGUUCAGUGGAUAUAAGUUUUUUCAUUAUUAAUCAAAGGUAUUAAAACCUUUUCACCGUGGAGAGGAGAACCAAGGCAGCUGGAUGGCGUCAGCAGGGAAAACGCUGGAGAAGACCAAGAAGGCAUUCAAGAUUCGUAAUASUACCAUAAGGGAGAUGCUGGCAGAAGGACUGGGAACAUUCAUCUUCAUGGUUUUUGGCUUGUCCUCUGUGGCACAAGUGGUAUUGGGAAAAGGAAACAGUGGUCAGUAUCUGAGCAUCAAUAUGGCAUUUGGCAUUGGUGUUACCWUGGGCAUCUAUGCGGCUGGAAAAAUAUCUGGAGCUCAUCUGAAUGCUGCCAUCACCAUUACACAAUGGCUUUUAGGAAAAAUCACCUGGACAAAGCUUGCAGCUUAUAUAAUCGGCCAGUUCCUGGGCUCCUUUAUAGCAGCAGCCACCGUCUUCGCCCUSUACUAUGAUGCUAUUUACCACUUCACCAACGGGAGCCUUACAGUGUCRGGACCAACUGCUACAGCACACAUCUUCUCCACUUACCCUGCUGCCAACGUAUCCUUGGAGGGAGCCUUCUUCACAGAGUUUAUAGCAACAGUUAUGCUGAUUCUGGGCAUUCUAGUCAUCCAUGACGAGAGAAACAACGCAGCCACGAAAGGUGCUCAGCCCAUGCUGACAGGCAYGCUGGUCUUGGGCAUCGGUCUGGGGAUGGGGAUGAACACAGGCUAUGCCAUAAAUCCCUCCAGGGACCUGCCCCCCAGGAUCUUCACGGCAAUGGCUGGCUGGGGAAUGGCUGUCUUCACGUCUGAACGUUCCUGGUGGUGGGUUCCAAUYGCAGCUCCAAUUCUGGGAUGUCCURCUGGUGUUCUUAUCUACAAAAUCUGCAUUGAUUUUCACAAUGAGCCUGCCCCUGAAACUGAGAAAGAACAGGCAGAYGCAGAGAGUUCCACACUGUGAUGGCCACGUGCUUUGAUGAUACAUGUGAAGGGCACAUCUGUUUGUCCACCAUGCAGGUAGACAGAUGAGGGACUAGAUUUCAGUAAACCUACUCUGCUCAAACAGACAAACUUGGUAUCCGAGAUAUUGGGCAGACCUGUGUAGGGCUAGACCUGACCRUGACCUCAAGAAAUUAUUUAAUCUCCCAGUGUAAAAAUCUGAAAAAAACCCCAAAACUCAACCCCCAAACAACCAUCACAUUCUGAGGAAAAGCAAGCAGAGCUACAAGUCUYCUGGCAGACGGAACAUUAUUAAGCUAGUUUGCAUAGAAAUUUUGCUCUGGAAUAUUCUUUGGUAAGAGGUAGAAGUUGCAGCAAUGGACAAGGGGCUUCARCUUGCUUUCAUUUGCAUAUCUGUCACCCUAACAAACACUUAGUUUGGCAGAGUACAGUAAAGAGAAGAGCAAGGAUGAUGAACCUGUUGGCUUUUUUUUUCAUGCUUGUAUUUUGUUUUUUGAUCUGAACAUUCAGGAAGCAUUAAACAAUUAGAAAACUAAACAACAGGGUCUCCUGAAUACUGCCACCGUUCUGCUGGAACACACUGAACYGUAUUUAUUACUGACAGACUAGACUUGAGCUACACCAAGUACCACACGAAAGAAGUCAGACAACUUCUGUGACAACAUCCCCAAAAACUCAAACAAAAAGUUCUAGCAAACACUUUUUGCAUGAGAAAUGUGAGAAGAGGUUGCCCCGCUGCUGCAGGAAUUCUGCUACCUGCAUCUGAAUGAGGAAGUUGAGCUGCAACAGCCUUACCAGUUUAAGGUGUCAUUGGAUUAAAGGCAGCACACUAUCAGAAGCUGCCUGCCCCCAGGAGGGGUGACAGCAGUCUCAACUUGUCUAGAAAGUGUUAAGCAAAUACGAUAGGUUUGUCAAGCACAUAACUGCAGUCCCAGGGCUGAGUGCCAUGAAUAACCAACAGAGAUCUCCAAGGGCAGGAAGGGACAGAACAUCACAACUGCACAGAAUUCCAGAAAACAGCAUUUACUGGCUUUAAUGAUCAUUCCCAUCUCAGUGUUAAAAGGAUGACUGAUGGAUUACAAUGGCAUGAGGUGAGGCUGAGUGGUAGGUACUGACAUCUGCUUUCUCAUUAGAGCUGACUUUUUAUCAGUAGAGAAGCUACAACGAAUCCUCUCCUGUCUCAAGAUGCACAUGGACCUGAGAGCAUUAGAGGAUUUCUUGUCAUCUGGAGGUGAGAGAGAGUGGUUGCCAGGCAAUCCAGCAACUGCAUUUGAAGGUGGGUCCUGGGCAGUGCUGGAAGCCAGCAAAAUAUGCCUGAGCGGYGGCUGCUGGCUGCAGAAAUUUUGCCAGGUGACUGAAGAAUAGAAGUGGAACAGCUGUCACAGCUCARUCUUUUGGCCUACAUGAAAUAAACUGGGAAUUUCUGAGUAGCUCAAGAGGGAUUAACUAAAAGCACUGUAAUCCAUCCCUUCUUAGUGAGAGAYUCUCCAUUACAGUAAAUAACAACCCAAACAAUCCAUCCUGCACACUGCUCUUGCCUUACAUCCUUU
Molecule: messenger RNA, 2779 nt
Organism: Malurus melanocephalus (red-backed fairy wren)
Lineage: Eukaryota; Metazoa; Chordata; Aves; Passeriformes; Maluridae
Product: aquaporin-3-like
Exons: 7
Coding region: 367-1230 (287 amino acids)
Biological process (GO): water transport; glycerol transmembrane transport
Cellular component (GO): basolateral plasma membrane; plasma membrane
Molecular function (GO): water channel activity; urea transmembrane transporter activity; glycerol channel activity
Source: RefSeq, a predicted model, not a curated record